This is a messenger RNA of Aspergillus nidulans FGSC A4, 2157 nucleotides long. RefSeq names its product ammonium permease MEP2. Gene Ontology annotation, cellular component: plasma membrane; membrane. Gene Ontology annotation, molecular function: ammonium channel activity. The coding region runs from base 365 to 1801 and encodes 478 amino acids. The record is from RefSeq and is a predicted model, not a curated record. NCBI's taxonomy places the organism in Eukaryota, Fungi, Ascomycota, Eurotiomycetes, Eurotiales, Aspergillaceae. Gene Ontology annotation, biological process: ammonium transmembrane transport; ammonium import across plasma membrane. The transcript has 7 exons.
GGUUGGCGUGCGCCUAGCGUCCGAUGGUGGAUCAGUUGGGUGACUUCGAGGACCACUUCUCGCGUCAGACUAUAGGGCCGACUAUUGUUAUUUAUCAUCUGCGUUUGUCCCCGCCUCAUGCGCAAUUUUCCUCUUUUCUUUUUCACCUACUUUCUUUUUUCACAUUGCCUUACUGACAUUGCGGCUUGACUGGGGCUCUUGCGCGUCCUCGCUCUAUAUUAACCCUAUCUACUCCUGCGUGGCUGUCCCUUCCAGAAAGUACGGGGCCGGCCGAUACCAGUAGGAUCCUUAACUGUGAUACCUUCUUUUCUCUCCUUCUCGACGGUACCCGGCGCAUAUUACCUUCGCCGACUACAGCUUCACAAUGUCGACUUACCCUGUUGCCUACAAUGGGACCGGCGUGAACGGUGGUGACUCCCUCAGGGAGGAUCUCAACAUCUACUACAGUUCUGGUGAUAUUGCAUGGGUUAUUACCUCAACCGCGCUAGUUCUUCUAAUGAUACCGGGUGUAGGAUUCUUCUACUCCGGUCUCGCUCGUCGGAAGUCCGCCCUCUCCCUGAUAUGGCUUUCAUUGAUGUCUAUCGGUGUGGUCUCAUUCCAAUGGUUCUUCUGGGGUUAUUCGUUGGCCUUUUCCCACACUGCCGGAAAGUACAUUGGUAACUUGGAUAACUUUGGGUUCAAGGGUGUCCUGGGCGCUCCUUCAGUGGGCUCAACCAAGGUCCCCGAUCUUCUGUUUGCUGUCUUUCAGGGAAUGUUUGCUGCGAUUACCGUUGCACUUGCCGUUGGUGCCGUUGCAGAGCGUGGUCGUAUGCUUCCCUGCAUGGUUUUCGUCUUUAUCUGGAGUACCAUCAUCUACGACCCCGUUGCAUGCUGGACCUGGAAUGCUUCUGGUUGGGUCUUCCAGUUAGGAGGCUUGGACUUUGCUGGUGGCACGCCAGUCCACAUUGUCUCCGGUACGACGGCUCUGGCCUACUCUUUGAUGCUCGGCAAGCGUCGUGGUCACGGAACUCAUGAGCUCAACUAUCGCCCUCACAACGUUACUCAUGUUGUGAUUGGCACCGUCUUUCUUUGGGUUGGCUGGUUCGGUUUCAACGCCGGCUCCGCCUUGAGCGCUAAUCUGCGUGCUGUGAUGGCUGCUGUAGUGACAAACUUGGCUGCUUCUGUAGGUGGUGUCACCUGGUGCUUGCUCGACUACCGUCUAGAAAGAAAGUGGUCAACCGUUGGCUUCUGUUCCGGUGUGAUUUCCGGCCUUGUUGCCAUUACCCCCGGUUCUGGCUUCGUGACUCCCUGGGCUGCGUUUAUCUUCGGCGUUGUCGGUGCUGCUGCUUGCAACUUCGCGACUAAAGUCAAGUAUCUCAUCCGAGUUGAUGAUGCUCUCGAUAUCUUCGCUGUGCACGGUAUCGGUGGUCUUGUCGGUAACCUCCUGACCGGUCUCUUCGCAGCUGACUACAUUGCCCACCUGGACGGCUCUACCGAGAUCGACGGCGGCUGGAUCAACCACAAUUACAUCCAACUCGGCUACCAACUUGCCGAUUCCGUCACCGGCAUGGCCUACUCCUUCUUCGGCAGCUGCAUCAUUCUCUUUAUCAUCAACAUGAUCCCCGGCCUUAGCCUGCGCGUCCCUGAAGAAGAUGAAGUCCUUGGUAUCGAUGACGCCGAAAUUGGCGAAUUUGCUUAUGACUACGUCGAACUCACCCGCGACGUUAUUAACGGGACCACUGAGCCGAUGGACGGCGCAUCCAAGCGCAGCACCACUCCCACCGGACCCGUCGAACCAUCCCCUGCCGAGCUCAAAGCGUAAUGAAUCACCUUGUCUCCCUUCAUUAGAUCGAUGCCAUGAGUUUCUGGCAGACGGACGACUAGCCAUCGAGUGGUGAUAUGAUUGUCCUCUCAAGCCACCGGUCCUAUCUCUAUUAUAUUAGACCGGCUUGUACAUAUUGAACACAUUCCCUUUCUAUCUCUCUUUUGAUGUCUCUCUAACACUAGGUUAUAUAAUCGUGCCGCUUUACAUGCACUACCUGCUCACGUUCUCUUACCAUUGCCCACGGUCAUACACUUGAGGUGUUUUGCUCUAUACCCUGCCCGACACUACCUCAUUGUUCUUCUUUUCUUCCGGUCUAAAUCUUUUCUAACGGAUACCCACCCUUGAUGGCAUGC